Molecule: messenger RNA, 447 nt
Organism: Brassica oleracea var. oleracea
Lineage: Eukaryota; Viridiplantae; Streptophyta; Magnoliopsida; Brassicales; Brassicaceae
Product: defensin-like protein 19
Exons: 2
Coding region: 4-240 (78 amino acids)
Biological process (GO): defense response
Source: RefSeq, a predicted model, not a curated record
UUCAUGGCUUCUUCUUACACACGUUUGCUUUUGCUUUGCCUAUCCAUCUUCCUCAUCGCUUCCACUGAGGUGAUGAUGGUGGAAGGAAGAGUUUGCCAGAGGCGAAGCAAGACAUGGACAGGGUUUUGUGGCAACACUCGCGGCUGUGACAGUCAGUGUAAGAGAUGGGAACGUGCUUCGCAUGGGGCAUGCCACGCUCAGUUCCCGGGGUUCGCAUGUUUUUGCUACUUCAACUGCUGAAGCAAGCAAAAAGUUCUCUGAAUCUUCUUCAAGUGUCACGGUGUCGUCUUCUUUUAUUCUCUUGCGAAUCAUGUACGUAGUCCCUAUGACAAAACCAUAAUGUUUACAUUGGGUCCUAAUAAAAUCCCGUUUGUGCCGGGAGUUACCACUACAUGUCUAUUGUCUAGUGAAGUUGUGAUAAAAACUAUAAUAAGAGGUUGUCUCGCA